AUGAACAUGGCAGAAGGUGAUUCCCUGAUAUCUGUGGAUUAUGAAAUUUUUGGGAAGGUCCAAGGGGUCUUUUUCCACAAGUACACUCAGGCUGAGGGUAAAAAGCUGGGAUUGGUUGGCUGGGUCCAGAACACUGACCGGGGCACAGUGCAAGGACAACUGCAAGGUCCCAUCUCCAAAGUGCAUCAUAUGCAGGAAUGGCUUGAGACAAGAGGAAGUCCCAAAUCACACAUCGACAGAGCAAACUUCAGGAAUGAGAAAAUCAUCGUAAAGUUGGAUUACUCAGAUUUCCAGAUUGUGAAAUAAUGACCUGAAUUUAAAUUUUCUAAGAUAAACUCACUG
Molecule: messenger RNA, 342 nt
Organism: Leptonychotes weddellii (Weddell seal)
Lineage: Eukaryota; Metazoa; Chordata; Mammalia; Carnivora; Phocidae
Source: RefSeq, a predicted model, not a curated record